Messenger RNA from Macaca mulatta (Rhesus monkey), 2452 nucleotides. It is a transcript of the gene CLEC10A, whose product is annotated as C-type lectin domain containing 10A. NCBI's taxonomy places the organism in Eukaryota, Metazoa, Chordata, Mammalia, Primates, Cercopithecidae. The record is from RefSeq and is a predicted model, not a curated record.
AAAAAAAAAAAAAAAAAAAAAAGCACAUAGCAGAACACAACCCCAUGUACAUAGAAGAUAUAACCUAAAAUGUAUUUCUUCUCCUCCUUCUCCACCUUGUAAGAUACUCAGUUUCCUUCCUACUCAAAGGGAUGUGUGCAUGGACUCAGGGCAGCUCCCUUAGGGGCUGGGCAGGGAUCAUGGGAUGAAAUGGAAUCCUGUUCAUGAAGACAGCGCCUGUGCUGAGAGCCAGAGCAGGGUGCCAAACUUUCUCCUUACAAGCUGUGUGUGAUCUUGGGCUCUGAGCCUUAGCCCGUCAUCCAAAAUGCCUCCCCCGGUGCUUGCGGGGAAUGUCUGUGGAAGGUAAGUGUCUGGCAUAAUCCCAUCACAGAUUAGAUACUCAAUAAAAGUUUGCUGUUUUCCUUGGCUUCUCCCUUCCUAUUCUGGCCAAGAAGUUCUAUUCUCUGUCACCCCCUUCCCUCCUUCCGAGUGGAGUGAGACGAGUGAGGCCAGAGCUGAGCCGCUGAAUGACUGGGACCUAGAGGAUGCUGAUGCCAGGGACUCAGGCCAGCAUUGAGCCAAAGCACAGACUGGGCUUCUCUAGGAUCAGAGGUGCGAUGAUGGAGACCCAGCAAUUCUGGGAAAUGUAGAGGCAGGAAGUGAAAGGAAGUGUAGGGUAGAGGAGCAACAGCAGAUUGUGUACCUCUAUCCAGUCCUGCUACCAGAUGGUAAAAAUGAGGAAACUCCAAAAAGAGAAAAGGAAGUAGGCAUGGCCUGGAGGAGGAGAGCAGAGCUGGCUUCAGACCCAACUCUCUCCACCCACACACGGUCUCUGUGUGUUCCAAUCCCCGUUCAUUCUCAUUUACUGUCGAAAGUUGAGGAGAUGGGGUGUCCCAGAUGAUAGGGCUCCUGGGAUUUCAGACUGAAGACCAGCAGGACUCCAGUCACCUCUACCCCAGCUCUCCAGGACACAGCGCUUCCAACUCUGAGUGACGUCCCAACUCUGGUCCUUGCUUCACAACCAACGUGAGAAUCACACCCUCCAGACCUCCCACAGGUGACAACCUCAGAGCCGUGCUGGCCCAAGCUUGACAAUGACAUAUGAAAACUUCCAAGACUUGGAGAGUGAGGAGAAAGUCCAAGGGGUUAGAAAUGGGCUGCCUCCUCCCCAGUCCCUCCUGCAGCGUCUCCGCUCUGGGCCCGGCCUCCUCCUGCUGUCCCUGGGCCUUGGUCUCCUGCUGCUGGUCAUCAUCUGUGUGGUUGGAUCCCAAAAUUCCAAAUUUCAGAGGGACCUGGUGACCCUGAGAACAGAUUUUAGCAACUUCACCUCAAACACUGUGGCUGAGAUCCAGGCACUGACUUCCCAGGGCAGCAGCGUGGAAGAAAUGAUAGCGUCUCUGAAAGCUGAGGUGGAGGUUAUCAAGCAGGAACAGCAGGCAGUUCAUUCUGAAAUGCUCCUGCGAGUCCAGCGGCUGAUGCAAGACCUGAAUAAACUGACCUGUCAGGUGGCUACUCUCAAGAACAAUGCCUCUACUGAAAGGACCUGCUGCCCCAUCAACUGGGUGGAGCACCAAGACAGCUGCUACUGGUUCUCUCGCUCUGGGAUGCCCUGGGCUGAGGCUGAGAAGCACUGCCAGCUGGAGAACGCCCACCUGGUGGUCAUCAACUCCAGGGAGGAGCAGAAUUUUGUCCAGGAACAUCUAAGCUUCGCAUACACCUGGAUGGGCCUCAGUGACCGUGAAGGAGCCUGGAAGUGGGUGGAUGGAACAGACUAUGAGACCGGCUUCCAGAACUGGAAGCCAGGCCAGCCAGACGACUGGCAGGGGCACGGGCUGGGCGGAGGCGAGGACUGUGCCCACUUCCACCCAGACGGCAGGUGGAAUGACGACGUCUGCCAGAGGCCCUACUACUGGGUCUGCGAGGCUGGUCUGACCCAGGCCAGCCAGGAGAGUCACUGAGCUGCCUUUGGUGGGACACCUGGCUGCAGAAAUGGCGGUGGGGAGGAGGACUCUACCCAGCACCUCCUCUCAAGACCGCUCUGGCAGAGGAAUAAGCCCUGGGAGAUUGGGAGCACUGCCAACAUUUUGAAUGUUUUUUCUCCUUAACUUUAAAAAGAUGGUAUAGAGUUCUUAAACUUUUAUUUUUUUUCCAACUUUUGAAAGUCAACUUCAUGAAGGUAUAAUUUUUACAUAAUAAAAAUGCACUCAUUUAAAGAGUAGAGAUGACUUUGACAAAUAUGCAUGCCUAGGUGACUACUGCUCCGAUCGCAAUAGAUAACACUGCCAUCGCCCCCACCCUCAUGCCUCUAGGCAGUCCAACCACUUCCCUGUUUCCAGGCAACUAGUGGUCUACUUUUUUCCCACUAUUAACUGGCCUUGCCUCUUCUAGAGCUUCUAGAACUUCAUAUAAGUGAAAUCAUACACUCUCAUGUAUAUACUUCAUAUAAGUGAAUACAUACUCUUGUGAGAACUUA